AUGACUACGAAUACAGAGAAAUCGGUUUCUCUAGGGAACGGUGAUGUUACACAUUUUUCGGAUCUGUCCAUGCAUAUGGAAGCUUUAUUUUUAAGCCAAAAAUAUUAUGAUGUUAUCUUGAUAGUUGAAGGUAACAGAUUAAUGGCCCAUAAGGUGGUAUUAGCGGCCAGGUGUCAAUAUUUCAGAGCGCUUUUUUUCGGAGGUCUUGCAGAAUCUAGUCAAAACGAAAUUACUCUACCACACGUGCCAUUUGAAGCAUUCAAACUGUUGGUAAACUAUAUGUAUACAGGUUUUAUGCCCUUAUCGAAGCUAAAAGUAGAUGUAAUGUUGGAUACGUUAGGAUUAGCAGACCAAUAUGGCUUUCAAAAUCUAGUCACUUCGAUAUCAAAUCAUUUGAAACAAUCCUUAGACAUUGAUAACGCUUCUAUAAUUUUGAAUACGGCAAAAUUAUACGAUUUAGACGAAUUAGUUCUAGAUAGCAUUCAGUUUUUGGACAGAAAUGCGUCAGCAAUCGUACUACACGAGUCGUUCAACUAUCUGUCAGAAGCUUCACUUAUAGAAAUUCUACAAAGGGAUUCAUUUUUUGCGCCAGAACUCGAUAUCUUCAAAGCGGUUUGCUGUUGGAGCGAAUUUCACGGAAUUGGCAUCGACAACAUAUUGUGGAACGUCAGAUUACCUUUGAUUAAAGAAAUAGAUUUAUUAACCACAGUGAAAGCAUCAGGUUUUAUUGAACCGUCCAAAUUGCAAGAAGUUAUAAGUGGGAGAAUAAAAACUAAAUUACUCUACAGAGGCCAACUAAUUGAAAAUGAAAACGUGGCUUCUCGUAGAUUUCGCACUGAAGUAAUCUCUGAACCACUUGAAAUGUUUUUGCUGGAUGAGGAUUAUUCCGAGAAAAAAUUUUGUACAAGACAUUAUGUUAGAUGGGUCGACUAUAAAGGCAUAAUUAUCAAGCUAGGACAACCUUCAAUUAUUAAUCAUAUUAAAUUGUUACUAUGGGAUGGAGAUACAAGGUAUUUCUAUUCCUAUUACAUUGACGUUUCAAUAGAUCAGAAAAACUGGACAAGAGUUAUCGACUACACCCAUUAUGAUUGCCGUUCUUGGCAAUAUUUAUUUUUUGAACGACAAGUUGUACAUUAUAUUAAAAUAGUGGGUACAAGUGGUACAGAUGGUUUCUUCCAUUUGAGCGGAGUGGAAGCUAUGUACAAGUCAGUCGUGCCGUCAAUGCUCAACGAUAUUAUUUGUCCAAGUUAUAAUGUAGCUACAUUAGACAAACACGCUAUUGUUAUUGAAGGUUUAAGUACGAUUCCAAAUUCCCUUAUUGAUGGUAACUGUACAAGAGACUGUUGGAACCUUGCUUACACCUGCCACAAGAUCCGAUCUGGAGCUAUAGUCAUACAAUUAGCUCAACCCUACGUGAUUUCUAGUUUGAGAUUACAGCUAUGGGAUCUAGAUGACGAUAAUUACAGCAAAUAUUAUAUAGAAUCAUCCGUCAAUUAUGAAGAUUGGCAGAUGCUGGUUGACAACACAAAAGAGCAAUGCAAAUCUUGGCAGGAGAUUAUUUUUCCUGAAACUGUAGUAGUUUAUAUAAGGAUUGUUGGAACUUUUAAUACAGUAAAUGAGAAAUUUUACUGUGGACAUUUUGAGUGUCCGUCCAUGAAAAUAAUUGAGUCUGCAAAAAACAGAUGA
Diorhabda sublineata is the source of this 1686-nucleotide messenger RNA. RefSeq names its product BTB/POZ domain-containing protein 9-like. Gene Ontology annotation, molecular function: protein binding. The record is from RefSeq and is a predicted model, not a curated record. Gene Ontology annotation, biological process: circadian behavior; modulation of chemical synaptic transmission; adult locomotory behavior. Bases 1 to 1686 code for a protein of 561 amino acids. NCBI's taxonomy places the organism in Eukaryota, Metazoa, Arthropoda, Insecta, Coleoptera, Chrysomelidae. The transcript has 8 exons.